AUGGGGUCACAGGUCAUCUACCUGCCCGACGGGCAGAGCUAUACUGUUACACCUGUGUUCGCCGGCCUCUUCUUCAAGUCCAAUGACCUCUCUGUACACCACAACGCCUUUCCAGCCGGCUGGACCAUCGUCAUCCACACUGUUGACCCGGACGAUGGCAGCUCUGGCAGCAGAAGCACCCCCGAUAACGACUCGAUACGAGCCGAUGUCGAUGGCAGCCCCGCGCCCCAAAAGAUGUCUCACAUCCACGCUUUUACAAGCCCCACCCUCCUAAACGACAGCCUCUUCAUCUCGUCCAUAUCGAGCCCCUCGAGCCAUGACUUCAAGCCAGCAGCGAGCCCUACUCGGCAGGUAGCCAUGAUGCUAUGGGUCACGCUAUGCUGGUACUUCCACCAAAAGGCUCCCCCGUCUGCCCUGACGACGGAUGCCUCCCGGUUGACGCCUGCAGCUGGCAGGCCGCGUGGCGAAUGGCGAGUGCGCAUCAAGAGAGACGGCCUGCUGAAGGGGAGAAACCUGAUACCAAAACUGGAGCGCAUGGGCUUGAUUGCAAGCUUCAAUUCUGCCGUGGGAACCGCGCUGGACGAGACAGAUGACCAAUGGGCCAACAUGUUUGUUUCGCGCAGGAUGUUUUGGCAGACCCCCGGCCGGUUGUUCCUCUUCACGCUCCAGCCCACCACCAAGUUCACCCGAUCCGGUACUGCGUCGCCGACUCCCAGCCGGCCUGGAUCGCCAGCCCAGGGCGAGCGUACCAUCUCACAAAUUGCCGACAUUUCGGAUCUCCCCGGUGCGCCACCACCUACCACCCUUGCCAGUGUACCCUCUUUUCCGAUCGGCCCCUUUUUCUCGGCAUCCCACCUACCGACAUACUACCCUCCCGCAUCACUGCCUUACACCAUAACCAAUCACACCCGGCAUCCCCUCCGCCCGAAACCUCCUCGCAUGGGGGAAGUCUUUUAUACCCGAUUCAUACCCUCGGUGAACCAGUACCUGUCCUUUAGGGUCGCCUCCAUCUCACUUCAUCCGGUCCCGUACCUCGGACCCACAGGUCCCAAGUCUCCAACACAUACACACCUUUGUCAACUCAGCGAUACAGCCUUGGUUCAACAAUGGCACUCUAGUCCUCGUGUUUCGGCCUUUUGGGGCGAGUAUUCGCCAAAAUUUUUGUCUAAUGCAUUGCAGUCAAGGCAUAGCUUCCCAGCUAUUGGCCUGUGGGACGGUGUGCCCUUUGGCUAUUUUGAGCUUUAUUGGGUCAAGGAAGACAUUCUGGGGAGAUAUGCCGGAGGUUCUAUUGACGACUAUGAUCGCGGUUGCCAUGUCUUGAUUGGAGAAGAGUGGGCACGGGGGAGAGUGCAGAGCUGGCUGACGAGCUUGGUGCACUGGGCCUUUUGUGCUGAUUAUCGGACCCAGAGCGUGUGCCUAGAGCCAAGGGUGGACAAUGAGAGGUUUAUUCAACAUUUACAAUAUGCAGGGUUCAGCAAGGAGAAAGAGAUUGCCUUUCCACACAAGCAGGCUUGGUUUGGAAGGUUGAGGAGGGAGAAUUGGGAGGGUCCGGAACUGUGA
Podospora pseudocomata is the source of this 1560-nucleotide messenger RNA. RefSeq lists its product as uncharacterized. Lineage: Eukaryota; Fungi; Ascomycota; Sordariomycetes; Sordariales; Podosporaceae. The record is from RefSeq and is a predicted model, not a curated record. The transcript has 2 exons. Bases 1 to 1560 code for a protein of 519 amino acids.